This is a messenger RNA of Anolis carolinensis (green anole), 12274 nucleotides long. RefSeq names its product tau tubulin kinase 2 (gene ttbk2). Gene Ontology annotation, cellular component: ciliary basal body; ciliary transition zone; nucleus. Gene Ontology annotation, molecular function: ATP binding; protein serine/threonine kinase activity. The transcript is spliced from 16 exons. NCBI's taxonomy places the organism in Eukaryota, Metazoa, Chordata, Lepidosauria, Squamata, Anolidae. The record is from RefSeq and is a predicted model, not a curated record. The coding region runs from base 496 to 4443 and encodes 1315 amino acids. Gene Ontology annotation, biological process: peptidyl-serine phosphorylation; cilium assembly; signal transduction.
GUUGGAGCGCGCGAGGGGAAGGCGCUUGGAUGGAGGGCGAGAGGGGAAGGCGGGGGCGCGCGGCGGAGCUGCAGCUGAGGGAAGGAGGCGGGCGGCGGAGGAGGAGGACGGCGAGGAGGAGGCCGAGGCCUGGGCAGCAGCAGCAGCAGGAGGAGGAGCAGCAGCGCCGCUGACUGCUUGCUUGUCUGCCUGCCUGCCUUCUCCGCCCGUCCGCCCCGCCAGGCCUCAGAGUCAGGCCAGGCCCCGCAGUCGCCAUAGAGACGGCGGCGAUGACGGCUUCCUCCGAAGCCAUGGCCCACAGGAGUCCGGCGCCGCAGGGCUAAGACGCCCCUUCUUCCUUCUUUCCUUCCUUCCUCUCUCCCUUUUAUUCUCUCCCUCAUCGCCUCAGAGGAACGGCCGCGUUCCAGCCUCUGCUUAAAUGGAAGCCUCUGGGAGCUGGAUGGCCUCUACUGACGUAGGCUUUGCAUAGCAGCUGUAGUACCUCAGGAGAUUGCAAUGAGUGGAGGAGGGGAACAGCCAGAUAUCCUUAGUGUGGGAGUACUGGUCAAAGAAAGAUGGAAAGUGUCGAAAAAGAUAGGAGGUGGAGGAUUUGGAGAAAUUUACGAUGCAAUGGACUUGCUUACUCGAGAGAGUGUUGCUCUGAAGGUCGAGUCUGCUCUGCAACCAAAGCAAGUUUUGAAAAUGGAAGUAGCUGUGUUGAAAAAACUGCAAGGGAAAGAUCAUAUCUGUAAAUUUGUUGGCUGUGGGAGGAAUGACAGAUUUAACUAUGUGGUCAUGCAGUUGCAGGGUCGGAACUUAGCUGAUCUACGUCGAAGCCAAAGCAAAGGAACAUUCAGUGUUAGUACUACCUUGCGACUUGGCAAACAAAUUUUGGAGUCUAUUGAGAGCAUUCAUUCUGUGGGGUUUUUACACAGAGAUAUUAAACCAUCCAACUUUGCUAUGGGACGUUUUUCUAGCACUUGUAGAAUAUGUUACAUGCUGGAUUUUGGGCUGGCACGUCAGUUUACAAAUUCAUGUGGAGAUGUCAGACCACCCCGAGCAGUUGCUGGUUUUAGAGGGACAGUGCGGUACGCAUCAGUCAAUGCCCACAGGAAUAGAGAGAUGGGACGUCAUGAUGACCUCUGGUCUCUAUUUUACAUGUUGGUGGAGUUUGUGGUGGGGCAACUGCCAUGGAGGAAAAUUAAAGACAAGGAGCAAGUGGGCUCUAUAAAGGAAAGGUAUGACCAUCGUCUGAUGCUAAAACAUCUCCCUCAAGAAUUUAAUACCUUUCUAGAUCAUAUUUCUUCUCUAGAUUAUUUUACUAAACCUGAUUAUCAGCUUCUCAUGUCCGUCUUUGACAACAGCAUGAAGAUUUUUGGAGUGGCUGAGAGUGACUUAUUUGACUGGGAAAAGACUGGAAUUGAUGGUUCUCUAAUUACAGUCACCAAUUCAACUACUCCUCAAAUACACACUCGUUUGACACCAGCAAUGGGAAUUGCCAAUGCCACACCAAUACCAGGAGAUCUGAUGCGAGAAAAUACAGAUGAAGUGUUUCCAGAUGAACAGCUCAGUGAUGGUGAGAAUGGCAUCCCUAUUGGAAUCUCUCCAGAGAAGUUACCAGAGUUUCCUGGACAUCGUGUUCAAGAAAAGGAUGUAUGGGAGGAAAUGGAUGCGAACAGGAAUAGGAUAAAACUGGCUGUUCAAAAAGCUGCCACAGAAGAGGAGAACAGUCAUGGGCCAAUUAAUGGAAUGCUUAAUGCACCAAGCCUUGGUUCUCCAAUUAGAGUCCGCUCAGAGACUACACAGCCAGAUCGGGAUGUUCCUCUGGUCCGGAAGUUACGAACAAUCCAUAGUUUUGAACUGGAGAAACGUUUGACCUUGGAGUCAAAACCAGACACUGAUAAAUUUCUGGAAAUUUGCAUGGAGAAGAAGAAAAGAGAAUUGAAUGCUGGAAAGGAAUCUAUUGUUGCAACGUCUCAGAAAGCAUCCAAGCCUGCAGCUUCAUCUGGCCCUGAGCAUGUUUGGCACUACGAUGAAGAAUACUUACCUGAGGUUUCAAAGCCUGGUUCCGGUGGCUCACCAGAGCAGGGUGAUGGCGGUGUUAGCAAUGGGUAUGUGGCCGUCAAUUUGAGCUCCUGCCAGCAAGAGUGUGACUCCAAGGAGUGGGUGAUUGUGGACAAAGAACGGGACCUGCAGGAUUUCAGGACUAAUGGAGUUGUGGGGCAUAAAACAACUGGAAGUCCUUCUGAUGAGGAGCCUGAGGUGCUUCAAGUGUUGGAGGAGUCCCCACAAGAUGAUAAACCUGGAGCUCACACUAAGAAUACAACCAUAGGAGCACCUUUGGAUCUAGGUGUUGAAUGCGGUGGUACUGCAGCUUCUGAACAGUUUACAGAUCAACUAGAAUUCCCAGUUGGGACUUCAGGUCAUCUUCUUGCUGUCACACCUUCAAGCUUAAUGGAUGCCCAAGCAGAAGGUGCUUUUACUCCACUCAGCUCACUUCACAUGCUGCAUUACUCCAUUCCAAGAAUUUCAAGCCCCAUUCUCCGUACCCUGAACCCUAUAGCCCAUCUUACCACCCACCUGGACCCUAAGAAAGAUACUGGCUUUCCAAGGAGUCAAUCAGCAGAGAGCCAAUCUUCCUCUUCUUUAUCAGCUUCCCGUAGACUACUUCCUAUCAUUCCCAGUGGAAACAGGUUUCCCCCUGUCAUUCGCAUCUCAAAAGCCCAACUUCAGCAGGUGACAAUACCCAGACCAUCAAUGGCAUCCACACAGUCUGCCUCUGAGAGCUUUCAUUAUGGUCAGCAAAUGGACAAGAAGGAACGGGACACUCGGCUUUUGGAACAGAAUGUUGAACUUCUGUCUCCCAAAGAGAACUUAGCUGCCUCAAUAGCGGCAAAUGAUGCAUUAACUUUUAGUGGCAGUAAAACAGAUAUAGUUCUCAAGUUAGACCAUGAUUUAGAGGCAUGUGAUAAAGGAGGACAUGCUGGAGAAGGUGCUGGAAUUCAUGAUUGUAGCCAAACCGAUCUACUUGAACAAUUCAUGAAGAGGAAAGGGGAAAGAGAACUUGCAGGUCUCUUUGAAGAAGACAAGCAGCUGCCUGUGGUUUGUGAAAAUGCAUUUGAACUACAGACUAAAGGACCAUGCUUAACAGUCCUGGGAAACUCUGAGCCUUUGUUUGAUGAACCUCAGGUGGCUACAGAACUUGAGGAAUUGAGACCAUUCACUUCCUGUCCAUUGCCAAAUCAGGAUGCAAAACAGGAGUUAUUGAAGCAAUCAGCUGCUGAAACAUCAGACGUUUCUUUAUCAAGAAGUACUGAUCCAUUCGCUCAUAGACUGGAAAGUCAAGUGCCAGUACAAGAAAAUGGUUUCCAGGAUGAUGGAGAUAUUGAUCGUGGUGAAGACCAACAGGUGAAUCUUGACAACUUUACACACCAAAAGAUGAAAGAGGAGCAAAAUGUCCAAAAAAAUGGAGAUAUAUUUCACUCCAUUUCAGAAAAUGAAACUUCUCAUCAGUCCAAGAAGGAGUUGGUAAGAUCACCAUUUGCAGCAAGACAGAGUCGCAUUCCUGUAUUAGCACAAGAUAUAGAUUCCUCGUCAGAGUCUUCUCCUGUUUCAGCAAAGGAGAAACUGCUUUUGAAAAAGGCUCAUCAAACAGACUUGGUUAAACUACUAGUAGGAAGGAAACACCUCAGAUCUUUUUUGGGUGACCUCUCAAGUGCCUCUGAAAAGUCACUUAAGGAAAAAGGAGUUACUGGUCCCAUUCCACUUUCUGAAGAUGUGCUAUCCUCUAUUUCUAAACUGACAUUGGACACUCAUUUACACAACCAAGUAGAAGAGAGCUAUUUGUCACCAAACAAUCCUCUAACGAGAAAGAGCAAAAUUCCAAGACCUGUGUCUUGGACUGCUAUGGAUCCUGUUAACAAUUCUAACUCCGCUCAGUUUUUUCCUCGACCACCACCAGGAAGACCACCAACAAGGCCUGGUGUAGAAGCUAGGCUGCGCAGGUAUAAAGUGCUAGGAAGCAGCAGCUCUGAUUCAGAACUGAUCUCCCGUCUGGCUCAAAUACUUCAGAAUGGAUCUCAGAAACCACGGAGUUCUUCUCAGUGUAAGAGCCCAGGAUCUCCACAUAGCCCCAAAACGCCACCCAAGAGCCCAGUCAUUCCCAGGCGCAGUCCCAGUGCCUCCCCAAGGAGCUCAUCUUUGCCCCGUACUGCCAGUUCAUCAUCGUCCCGCAGUGGCCGGCCGCAUCACGAUCAGAGAAGUUCAUCCCCACAUCUUGGAAGGAGCAAAUCGCCUCCCAGUCUUUCGGGUUCCUCAUCUUCAAGGAGAUCCUGCCAACAAGAGCACUGCUAUAACAAGUCGAACAAGAAUGGCCUCAAAGGGUCUAGUGGCUCCUGCCACCACUCCUCUAAUGUUAAACCUCCCACAGGAAAAAGCAAAUCGGCCAGUAAACUUAGCAGAUAGGAACAGAGUCUUGUCAGGUGUCAAAACACCCACUCCUUAAUCUGAUGCAUGUUGUGUCUGUGUACUGUGUAUUUUUUAAAAAAGAAAGUCUUCAAAGAUCAGUGUUCAUACUGACUUUCAAAGAAAAGCAACCUGUAAGAUAAAUACUAUUUCUAAGGCCCACUUUGUACAGGCAUUGCCUAAAAACAGGCAGCAAGCAGAUCAGGGAGGCUAGAGGGAAGGGAUGGAGCUACAUGAAGUUUAAAAUGUGUGAAACAUUCAGAUCAUGUUCUUGGAGGUGAGUGUUUUAAUAAGAUUUUCAUUUACUUUGUAUUUACUGAGAACACAUGGCCUAUCUUAGCUUUUCUCUCAAGGAAAGGUUGGAAACUAACAAGUUUCACAUUACACCAUGACAUUUGAGGUUAAUACUUUGUGCUUCUAGAUAUAUUUUUGGGAAAACAAAUAAUUUGGAACAGCAAUAUUCCUGCAGGUUUUUCCUCUGGUAUUGGCUUUAACAUCAUUUGAAUUUGUUUGCUUCCCAUGCUCCUUCAUGAUUUGUGCUUAUGUCCUUUUAAAAACAAAACAAAAUGCAAAAAUAAACGCACAUCCUGUACCACUAUAUAUUCAAUAAGAGCUGCAUCCUUAGAUAUAAGUGAAGACAAAUUAAUUGAAACCAGUGUCAUAUAAUAAUUAUGUAUCUAUGCAUAGGAUUACAAACAUACAUCUGAAGAGUUGGGGAAGUGAAUGUUUGUAUACCUUUAUUUCCAGAUCCUGACAAUUUUGCUAACUGCUGCUCAUAUCUUGAUCCUUGGACAACUCAGUAACCUCUUUGUAUGUUUCUGGAGCCAUAAACCUUUUCACCAGGUUCCCAUCAUGUAAUAAAUGAAAAAGAGGAAAUAAUUGCCUCAGUUUGAGUUAGAGAAGAAGAGUGAGAUUAGAUCCUGUAGUUUUAAUAUUUAUUUGAGUGCAAUAAAGUUUCAAAAGGAAGUCACUGUUUAAGCUGAACAGAAUUUAUCUAGGUGUAUAUGUGAGAUGUUUAUUUAUGUUAUCUUUUUACAUAAUCAUUCUCCAGCGUAAACAUACUGUAGAACAGAAAUGUUUCCAAACUUAAACUUUUUACUUGAAAAUUUAAUUAAUUUAAAAUAAAAUAAAGCUUUAAUCUUCUUAAAUGUGACUGCAGAACCUUUUCAUGCAGUAUGCUUAAGAGAAUCAGCAGUUCAUUUUUCCGCUAUAGAACCUGGGCCAGAGUCCUUGACAGUAAAGCCUGCAGAGCAAGAUCACAGGGGUAGUUUCUCAGAUUUCAGUAUUCCUAAGUACAUAUUGUAUCUCAAUUUUUCCAAAUAUGUACAUAAGCUCCCAUCAUCUUUCUAGGCAGUCUAAAUGUUUCCCUAUUGGGUAGAAUAUAACCCCUUUCGUGGCUUCCAUACUAUACAAAUGUACAUAUUUUCUUAUUUAAACAGAUACUUGAAAUUAGAAUAAUUGAAAAAUGGAAAACAGUAUACAGAAAACUAAUGUUUGAGAACUGUCUUCCACUUCCCAGAAAUGUUAAGCUCUGAAUAAAAUCAUUGGCUCUCCAUUUUCCCAUAUUUUGCUUAAUUCUGCUGGAUUCAAGUCAGUGGUCGAUUUAAAAAAGCAAAACACAUGAAUAUUUUAAAAUAGCUAUAGUUAGCUUUCUGAAUGGGUAUCUGUUUUAAAAUUAAAUGAAUGCAGACGCUGUAUACAUUGUUAAUUACUGAUCUGCUUGCUGUAGUCUUAUGCCUGUAGUCAGCAUAAAUUCUUUUUAAUGUAAUUUUGUCUUCAUUUACUGCCAAAAUAGUAUACUUGGAUGGACAAGGGAAUAUUUCCUCUGAUUCAUUUUUAAUGCUGCAUUGAAGCUGCACUGAAUUUCUCUUGUUCUGUCAGAAUGUGUUUGUUUUUUUCUUUCUUAAAUGUGUAUAUUGUUUUCUUGUAAGUGAUGUAGCACAGUGUUGAACCAUAGUCUCAUUCAGGUUUCAAGCACUACAGAAGAAUGCAAUAGAGAGAGCAUACCUGCUGUUUCUUGAAAAACUGUAUGAUUUUAAAAACCUAUUUUGAUGUAUUAUAUUGUAUAAUAGGUGCUAUACUUAAUAAUUGCAUGUUCUCAUGGGUAAAUUAUAUAUUAUAAAUAUUUAUAAAUAUAUAUAUAUAUAUACAUACAUACAUAUGCUUCUGUAUACUUCCUUGAUUCUUCCAUUUCCAUUUGUAACCUUAUGGGCCACAAACAAUGCAGUACUCUUUUAGUUGCGUGCCUGAAUUCAAUACCCUUGGCCUUGCUGAUCCCACUUCCUGGCAUGCACAAAGCUGGAUAUUCUUGCCUCAGUUCAGGACUUGAAGGGUUGGUGAUUGCUCAGCAACUCCGUGUUCGAUAUCAGUUAUGUCACUUUAUUUUAAAAUUUUUGGAUGAAACGGAAAGAAUCAGAGAAAUUUUGUAAUUUUUGGCCAGAUAGAAUGUAUAUUCAUUAUUGUGUCUCUUCAUCUUGCCACUACAUUUUUCCAACCCAUCAUGAGAGCUUCGCUGUACAGUGAAUAGUGACAGGUAAAUCCAUAUAACAUGAAGAAAUCCAGAUCUCCUCUUCAUCAUUGUCUUGUAAAGUCCCUCUCUUAUUCAUCUGAUUAUGAUGAGAUCCUUCUGGGAACCUGUGCCUGCCCUUAGGCGGCAGUCCAAGCAUGAUGACCUUCGCAUUAUCAGAUUUAUAGAAGUACAUCUAAUUGAGCAUAAUGUCCUGGCAGAGCAUGUUUGAAACUAUAUGAUCUGCCCCUUUUUGAGAUGACACAGAAGUGCUUCCAAGGGCCAAUUUAUUGUGAAGCUAAAUAAUUCUAGUUGAAUCAGAUGUAUGGUAGAGGUAUAUUGCCUAAGAGUAACUUGCCCUGAAACUACAAAGCUGUAUGAAUUCUCCAUGUUGUCCUGUAGUAUUUAAUGGAAACAGUUUAUUUGGUUUCUAAAGUCUAAUAAAAAGCUUUCCUUCUCUUCUUACAACCUGUUUCAGCUAUUUGCAAUGUCUGUGAUGUCCAUAUCUUACACUAUAUCAAAAGGCAUUGUGUUUCUAGAGGAAUUCCUUCAUAAAUACGUCCAGAGCAUUUGAAAUGGUACAGAUAGUUCCCCUUGCAUGUUGGGAGAUGCAUAACCCAAAGAGUGAUUUUCAUGUUCUGCUGUCAGGGAUGAAAUGAUAUGUAUCCUAUGCAUUAAGUUAAAAAGAAUAUUGUAGACAUAUUUUAUACAUUCCUAUUUUGACUGGAAUAUGUAUUCUGAAAGUAAUGUUCAAACUCUUUUCUGUUGGUAUACAUUUGUAUUCCUUUCCAUUUUGUACUAAUUUAAAAAGACACCGGCUGGAGACUAGGCAUUAUUUAUUUAAAUUAUAGGUUUAUGUAGGUGUGUUUUUCAUUCAGUGAUAGAACAGUUCAUUUUCUGAAGAUAUCACUGUACAAAAGAUGUGAGCCAACGGUUUACUAAUGAAGCUUUAAGUAAGCAUAGUGAACUACUAUAAACAAAUAUCUCUGUCUUAAUCUGUGAGUUUCAUUUUGCAUCUCCUACAUUUGUUUCUCCACAGUGUUUACCACUUCUGGAACCAAAAAGACAUUGUGAAUGAAUCUAGAUUGCUACAGCUUCAACUGUAUUGUAAUAAUAUCAUUGCAUUUAUUGCUUCAUGAAACUCAUCUCUUUUGUCUUGAAGAAUAAAACUCAAAUAGGUAAAAUAAGAGAAAGACAAAAUUAAUACGGGUGGUUGGUGCUGGAUCAGAAUAAAUUAGAUGAAAUUUUAUCUUAUUGGCUUGAGCCACAGUUAAGAAUAGUUGCACAGUUCUUUCUGUAAAGGUUCCAAUCAUUUCUCCAUAAAGCUAAUGAAACGUGAUGGCAGCCUCUGCUGCCUUUUUCAAGGCUUCUCUUCAUUUUUGUGGAGAAUGCUACCUUAUACCCUAUGACAGGGGUAAUAGUUACUGCCUGUAGAGGCUCUCUGAAUUCUUGCUGUUGUGCUGAAAAAAAAUGGUUUAUCUGGUUUUGGAAGCACCACAACAUUCUGGUGACUUGGGUGAGAAUUAGAAAUUGAUACUUGCCAUUUUUUUCUUUAUAGCAUUUUUUGCACAAUAUACGAUGUAUCCUUUUGGGGCUGCUAUAUUAUGGCAUGUAUUUCAUAUUUUUAAAAAUUACAUUGACAAAAACUCACAGAAUUAGAGAUGCGUUAUAAACAAAGAAAAUGUUGGUCAGAAUGGUAGCUCUUUUAUCUUGUUUUCCACAAGGAAGGCGAAGCAACUAGGAACAAUAGUAUCAAUAGCAUCUUUGCAGUGUAAUAAAAUUAACAUAUUCCUAAACUACACUUUUUAUAGAAACAGAAGAUUUGGUAGGAAAUAGUCUGUUCCUUAUCUUAUGAUACUAAAAAGGAAUUAUAGAGCUCUUAAUUUAGGCUUUUGAAUUCAUAUUCCCUUUUAUUUUAGCUGAGCAUUCCAAAACUGAAUUAUGGAAAAUCUCAUGUGUAUCUCUUGCUAGCAGUGGUGUGACUGACUGACAAUUUUUUUAUUUUAAAAAAUCGUGUCCAAUUGAAAAGGAACUCCUGGUAUUCAGAUAUCCACCCUAAUUCUUGUGAUGCUUCCUUAUCCCCUAAUUUGGAAAUUUGUUUUAUCGAUCUCUGAUUAUAUCAAAUUCAAUUCCUCCUGAAAUAAAUAUAAGCAAUAUUUGAUUUGUAAUAAUCCUAGAAAACAAUUACAGAUCUGCUUGUAAAGAACAAAUUUUGAAAACACCAGGAUAAUUUCAAAUAUAUGCCAAUGAUACAUUUAAAUCCCUUAAGAGUGUGAAAGAAUAACUGUGCCUACAUUUUAAUAUAUGUUCCUUUGACUUAACUGAAAUUUUAUUUGCACACUUCUGUUUUCUCAAUUUGAAUCUCUUUAAUAAAAGUAUUAGUCACAUGAGAGCUGGUUUUAUACCUAAGGAAGAAGUCUACCUUGCUGCUUGUUUAGGCUCGGUGAUGCAGGACGUGGAGCAAGUUUCCUUUACUCUAUGUGCAUUGGUUCUAAUGGGAAGUUGAGGCGAUGAGCAUUUUGCUGGCUUGAGCCAUCAAAUAGGCUGUUAUCCCCAAAACAAUGUGCUGCUAUAUUAUAGCCUGUAGUCAUUACCAUUUUUGGAAUCACAUUAGAGCAACUGAAUUAUUCAGGCUUGUUGAUACAGAUAUUUUGUAUCAGAAUUGCACAGAGAAUGCAUCGCCUUGCCACCUCGUCUCAGGAUCAGUUAUUACUCAUAAGGCAACUAAAAGCUCCCAAACUGGGGAAGUGGUGAGAGGAUUCAUUACAAUGACUGCUGUUUGCUACCCCCAUAUUAGUGUAAAAUAUAUACUGUUACCUGAGAAAAGUCAUUAUUUUAUAUCUCUGUGUGGGUCAUUUGGGCGGGGGGGGGGGGGUUGCUAUACAACUGAAGAUUCAUCAGCACAUUUAGGGCUCACUGAAUGAGAUGAGAUGCCUCCUCUCUGUUUACUGUGUUCUUCCUGCAAUUUUGGGAGGUUGGGAUAUAAUAGCUGAUCAAUUCAGUGAGCAGUUAGUAUUUUGAGAACUGUCCAAGAGUCUAACAUUUUAGGAUAGUGCCUGAUCCCUUUUUAUGCCUGAAAAGGCAAAGAAGGGGAGUUUUGUUAUUUUGGUUCUUGCUUGUAUAACCUGCUCUUCUUGACAAGAAAACCCAUCACUAAGAACAGAUUAGUGAGGUGAGUGAGCAUAGGCCUUAAAUCAGAUGUUUAAUAGUGUAUCUGUGUGCAUGUAUAUUUGUGAUAAUUUGACUGAUAAGUGUACAUAUGAAUAGGAAUGUGUGUAUAACAUAGCUUUCUAUAAUUUUUAGCAUUCCACUUCAGAGAAACUUUGUAAUUCUCACAACUCCUGAAAACAAAUUGAAUGACACUGAGUGGUAACCACUCAGAUUACAAGAUCAUAGGCAAGUGUAUUAUCUGUUCCAUAUGCAUUUAUAGAAUCAUAGCAGACUCUCUGUUUGUAUAUGUGUGUAUAUAUAUAUUGAAUCGUAUUGUGUAUUUAUCUUGCUUGUUUCUUUUAACUUGAUUAUGCCUUUUCUUUUAAAAGUGGUUUUAGUCUUUUGUUUCCUCUUUAGUAAUCAAGAGUCUAUUAAUAAUAAUGGCCAAACCCCUCGUGCUAGGAAGUAUUUCAAUUUAACUUAUGCAGUUAUAAACUAGCAGCUUGCUUUUUAUAAACUCAAUUCAGCUUGCUUGUAGAUAGCACAAAGGAAUAGACUUUCCUUCUGCAGUAACUUGUUAGAUUUUUUUGCUUUGAAAAUAUAGUGAUAUUAUACAGAGAGUAAAAGGAAAAAAAUUAAACAGUAAUGUUUCCCAUUAUGUGUAAAGCUUUCAUAAGAUUCAGUAGGCUUGGGAGUUUUUCUCAGUAGUUCUAGCAGUAGCACUAGAUAGGCUUUGACUGGAAUAUUAGCUAAACCACAGAGAUUCUCCUUAGAUCUCAAGUAAGAAAUUGAACAUCUUGGGUCAACAUUUUUUUUUGCUUUAGAAAAUGUUGGAUUUUGGUUUUCUGCGCUUCAAAUUUUUGUUUUCCUCUGUGCAUUUUCUCCCUGGAUUCCAUUUAGACUCUAUAGAGUUUUAUUCUGUUGGCAUAAAGAAUUCUGCUCAGAUUGCAUGGGCUGGUGAGAGGGGCUGGCAAGGUGAUUUGGCUCUGCAUCUCUUCUCCUUCAGCUCAAAGCAUCAGACCUCUCUGGAUCAUUUUCCAGUACAACAAGAACUGCUGGAGAAAGAUUAGCUUGUUUCUUAGGAGCAGUAGGUUGUAUUAGAAGGGCCCCAGGUGAGAGAACUAUUCUUCCUUAUAUUGAGAGGCUUUGGGGGAAUUCAGUAUAUUGCACUGUUGUCUCGGUUUCCUGGAAAGUGAGUUGAUUGAAUUUACUGUAGGUGAUUAUCUUAUCUCAACUCUGUCAACACCUUUAUAUGUUAGGAGCCCUUAAGGCUGGUUUGAUUUCUUUCCACAAUGCAAAGUGACAACUGAGAUCUUAGAUCUCUGAAACAGGAGACACUUCAGCUGUUCUGACUCAAACCUAGCAGAGUAAAACAAGUGAUUUGCUAGAAGAAAAGCUGCUAUUACAUAUAUAAAAAGUGGUGUGGACUGACUUUCUUAUUUUCCAGCACGAUUGGCAAGUAUGUGACUACAUCUUCCAUGAGCCUUAUGCAGGAUUGCUUGUGGAGGGUGAUGAUAACUGUAGUCCAGCAACACCUGGGGUUCUUCACCUGUCCUUCUGAAAUACAGCAUUCUGUAUAGAAGUGGCCCCCCUAACCUCUUUUCCUCAGUGAUGAUAAUGUAAAAGCUUCUCCUGCUAAAAUAUCUUUUUUCUUGCUGAAAGGUUCAUUUGUAAUCAUGCUGCCCCACAAUAAAAAUGCAAAGGUGAAGGAAAUAAAAGCUUUGAAGUUCAGAAUUAGUAAAGCAGCAAGCUGUAAUUAAUUGAAGCAUUAUAUUCUUGUAACACAUUUCAACAGAUAGAAAAAAACACCAUUAUUUAUUCCAGAAAGCAUUUAGCCUCUCAAAAAUAAAAGUUCUGAUGUUGAAUUUAGGCAGAAAGUUAUUCUAGAGUGGUAUGUUAGUAAAGUUAUAAACUCCAGUCAUUUUCUUUUCUUCUUAAUUUCCCAAAAUUAAAAGUAGAUUUCUAUUUAUAAUUUUGCUAAGUCAUUUGAAAAUAGAAAUUAUUGACAUAGUGUCUUUGUAAUGGUCAUGUGUACAUAAAGAUGUAGUUAUUUAUUUUGUCCCAUUUGUAUCAUAUCAAAGCUUUGUAAAUGUUUUAAGUUCUGUUUUUGAAAUUAUUUUGUAUUUUAUUUUUAUAAACUGGUUCUAAAUAAAACUCAUUCAGCAUGCAACAAUA